Molecule: messenger RNA, 5511 nt
Organism: Melanotaenia boesemani (Boeseman's rainbowfish)
Lineage: Eukaryota; Metazoa; Chordata; Actinopteri; Atheriniformes; Melanotaeniidae
Gene: slc7a5
Product: solute carrier family 7 member 5
Exons: 10
Coding region: 369-1922 (517 amino acids)
Biological process (GO): amino acid transmembrane transport; neutral amino acid transport
Cellular component (GO): membrane
Molecular function (GO): L-amino acid transmembrane transporter activity; neutral L-amino acid transmembrane transporter activity
Source: RefSeq, a predicted model, not a curated record
CCCUCAAAAGCAAAGGCGCUAAGGGAUGCUGAGGGGUCGUCGUGUAGUACCAAGUCUGCCGCUAGAGGGCAGGAAAUAACACAACGCUAAAUAGAGUUGGAUCAUGGGCAGUCCUUGAUGGAGGAGGGCCAUCAUGCCAAUUUUCUCCGCGUCUUUAUUCGUUGACAGAAUAGAGAUACAUACGAGUGGCCACGCUGCUCUGACUCACACCAUCACACCCCGCGAACUCCUCGUGGCUGAGCCCGGUUGAGCAUCAGACCUCUCCCCGGACUGAGGCAGACAGAGAGAGGCGACAGCACGGGAAGCUUUGUUACCUCCGAGUGAGGAAGAAGAAGAAGAAGAAGAAAGGGGAAACGACUCAACCAGUGAUGUCUGCGAUAAAGAAGAGAAACUCCAAUUCGUCGGCAGACAGGGAGGACGACAAGACGGUCACCGAGAGGAUGCUUUCCACCAUCUCCAGUCCGGCCGGAAUACCGGCAGGCGAUGCCAAGAGCCCCAACGUCCCUGCAGAGGGAGGAGAGGACGGGGUCGUCCUAAAGAGGACCAUCACCCUGGUGAACGGCGUGGCCAUCAUCGUGGGUACAAUCAUCGGCUCUGGCAUCUUCGUGACGCCGACCGGUGUAGUGAGGGAAGCGGGUUCUGUGGGUCUGUCCCUGAUCGUGUGGGCAGUGUGCGGGGUCUUCUCCACUGUGGGAGCCCUCUGCUAUGCGGAGCUGGGUACCACCAUCACUAAGUCAGGGGGGGACUAUGCCUACAUCCUGGAGGUGUACGGUUCACUGCUGGCUUUCCUCAAACUCUGGAUCGAGUUGCUCAUCAUCCGGCCGUCCUCGCAGUACAUCGUCGCCUACGUUUUCGCGACUUAUCUCCUCAAGCCCAUCUUCCCUGUGUGCCCGGUGCCGGAGGAAGGGGCCAAGCUGAUAGCCUGCCUCUGCAUCCUUUUGCUGACGUUUGUGAACUGCUACAGUGUGAAGGCGGCCACCCGAGUGCAGGACUUCUUCGCUGCAGCCAAGCUUCUGGCGCUCGGACUCAUCAUCAUUAUCGGCUUUGUUAAGAUUGGCCAAGGUGAUACAGAUGAUCUUCUCCCAGAGAAUUCCUUCAAGGGAUCUAAGUAUGAGUUUGGUAGCAUCGGCCUGGCGCUCUACAGUGGUCUGUUUGCCUACGGCGGCUGGAAUUACUUGAAUUUCGUCACAGAGGAGAUGAUCGAGCCUUACAAAAACCUUCCUCGAGCCAUCAUCAUCUCUCUGCCCAUCGUAACAGCCGUGUAUGUUCUCACCAACCUGGCGUAUUUCACCACGCUCUCCCCUGACCAGAUGCUCGGCUCGGAGGCUGUAGCCGUGGACUUUGGAAACCACCACCUGGGCCCCAUGGCAUGGAUCAUCCCAGUGUUUGUAGGCCUUUCCUGUUUUGGAUCAGUUAAUGGAUCUUUGUUCACAUCAUCCAGGUUGUUCUUUGUGGGUUCCCGUGAGGGUCACCUGCCCAGCCUGCUGUCGAUGAUCCACCCAACUCUGCUGACCCCGCUCCCCUCGCUUAUAUUCACUUGCUUGAUGACCCUGCUCUACGCCUUCUCCAACGACAUCUUCUCCGUCAUAAACUUCUUCAGUUUCUUCAACUGGCUCUGCAUCGCCAUGGCAAUCGUCGGAAUGAUGUGGCUCCGUUAUAAGAAGCCCGAUCUGGAAAGACCGAUCAAAGUGAACAUCCUGCUGCCGAUCAGCUUCGUGCUGGCCUGCCUCUUCCUCAUCAUCGUGUCUAUCUGGAAGACUCCAGUGGAAUGUGCCAUCGGCUUCGGCAUCAUCGCCACCGGAAUACCCGUCUACCUGAUCGGCGUGUGGUGGCAGAACAAACCCAAGUGGCUGCUGCAUGGAAUCUUUUCCACCACAGCUAUGUGCCAGAAGAUGAUGGAGGUUGUGCCGCAGGAGUCCUAAAAGUACCCCCCACCCAACGCCUUUUGCCUCAGCCAGUGGCCAAUCAGAUUCCACCAACAGUGACUUCUGAGCUCUGACAUCACAACUGAUGAAGCUUGACCUCUGUUGACCCCCCCCAAACCAACAACACACACACACAUACACACACACACCCUGUCUGCAGGUUGCUGAUAAGGACUUGACCAACUAUUUUUCUCAUGUUACUGACAUGUUUAGGUUUUUAAGGAUUUGUUGGCACAAUUAUUUGUAGUUUGUUGAAUGCAUCGUUGUUGUUGUUUUUACAGCCAUUGUUUUCUGUUUUCAUGUGAAUGAUCAAGCAUUUUCUCAAGAAGCUGGAGGGAAGCAGGACUCAGAUAUUUGCGAAGAUUAGUGAUCAGUUUUUCGUGGCGUGCCGGUCACUGUGAUGCUCAUGUUUGCAGUUGUGAGCAGAUAAAGAAAUUAAAUGAAAGCUUUUAUUAAUUAGAUGGGAUCCAUAACAUACUGACUCGUUGCUGCAUUUCACAUUCCUGUUAGAUUUCAGGUUUUUACAAUUUGUCCGUUCAGAGCCAGUGUUUCUGCCAGCAGACGUGGAUGAAGGUCAUGUCAGGCUAAAUGAGGUGCAGGUGGAGGAAAGUACUUUAGCUGUUGCUGAAAAGUGAGUCAGAAUGUGCUACGUUUUCGAUUAUGUUUUGGGUCAGUGAUCACAUUUUCAUCGUGAUAAUCAAUAAGUCAGCUUUCUGAGCCCCGUGUUCCAGAGUUGUACCUCCACCACAACGAGAGACAGUGUUUCAGAUCACCAUAAAGACGUUGGAGUGGAGCUGCGGAGACAAACCCAAUGCUUGUUCAUGUUUAGGGAGAGAAAGUGUGUCAUAUAUACGUGUGUCUGCGGCUCUGAGUUUUUUUUUGCUUUUUUUUGUAUUUUCCUGUUAUUUUUGCUGCGUUUUGUGUUUUUUAGGAUCCUUCGUGUAGGAGGUGGGAGAAAAAACUCAGAGGUUUGCACAUUCUCUCUUCCCAUUUCUCAGUUUGUACAUCCUUGAUUCCUUUCCUUUCCCUUUCACCUAGGAACAAAGGGAGGAAACAGAGAGAUGAGUCGGGAAUUUUAUUUAUCGCUCAGAUGUUACUUUAAAAGGUGCCAGUUAAAAAUUACAGCCUUCUGCUGUGUUUCAUGAUGUCAGACUUAGCAUUCACCGUAGCAGUUCCCCCUGCAGCCUUUCGGGCACUGAGACAUCCUGGAGACGAGGAUGAAAAGGCACAACUCAGAGAAAUGAGAAGAGCUUUGUGGGGAGAAAUGUGUGAAGAGUUUCUGUUUUUGUUUCUCUGCCUUUUUGAGGAGAAAGUUGUUUGAGUUUAGAAGGAGCAAACUUUCGGAUGACACAAUGAACUGCUGGUUUUAAUUCCUCAUUAUUUUUCUUUUUCUUGUUUCUUCUUUUGUUUUCAUUUCACACACUGUUAAGACAGAAAAGAAGUUUAAUUUUGUUUCAUUGACAUUGACCACCAUUGGUAAUGGACCAAAAGUACAUGUGUCGCCAUGGAAACAAGCAGGAUGAGUUAAGGCGUAUGUUUUUUAGAGGUAGAACCUUUCUAACACUCCAGUCAUCGCAAGAGCUGAUGGAAAGACUAACGUGAAUAUGACUGUAGAAAGUUUAUUUAUUUAUUUUUAGAAAGCCUUUAUGUUUAUUGUCAGUAGUCCUUUAAUUUGUUUACAGGGUUUGUCUUUUUUUUUUUUUUUUUUUUUUUGGAAAGUGUUUUACAAUAAAUUUUGAGUUUUUUGUCCACACUUGUGUUAUUUUGUGUUUGGUUCACCUAUUCCUCUUUAUUUCUUACUAUUAAUUUAGAAAAUAAAGUUCAGACAGAAAAAAAGUGAGUUAGUUUACUGCUCAGUUCAGCACUUUAGCAUCUUUUAGCUCAUUGUUUUGUUGUUUUUUUUUCCGGUUUGUAACAUUACUGAUUUGCUUCACCCUCACCGUUCGCAUCAAACAAAUGAACAGAAGCUAAAACAAAACCCAGAUGACGUUUUAUAGCAGGAAAUGCAACGUUUUCUGAAUGCUAAUGUGGCUAAUCAGCUGGAAGAAUAAAUUGUUUACAUGUUGCCCCCUUGUGGCCAGAAAAAUUAAUGCAUAACUGGUGAAGUUAAUGACUAGCUAAUUCACUCUAUACCCUUUGUAAGAUUUGUUAUACCAGGGAGUUAAAACAACAACUUAUUUGUAUUUAGUUUUAUUUUACAGGAUUAGAGAGUAACAGUAUACUGCACUAAAACUGGAACAACAUUGACUGUUUGCUUUUUUUUAGAGACCCGGGACAGGUCUUAUCCUGGUUAUCAGAAACCUGGAGUUUUUCAGUAGAAACUGGGGCAUGGUGUCUGGUUGAACACCUGAUCCAGCAUCCUGAUCAUCUUCUGCUGGUAAAGAUUGAAUUAUCUGAGAUAGUAAGAAAAUUGGCGCAACUCAACUAGCGUAAUCACUGACCUGGAUACGUAAAUGGCCACAUACAAAUAUAAAGUAACCUGGUUUCCUCUGUUUGAUGUAAACUUUAUGUCUGAGUUUUGAUUAAACCUGGAUGGGACUCAAAUGUUAAUGGUGAACAGUAACCAACGAUUCAGUUAAAUAUUAUGUAAUAAGUUACAAAAGAAUUAAUUUUAAUUGCACAUUACAGUAAACAAGUUUAAAACAUGUUCAGUUCAACCCAGUUUAGUCAGUCUAGUUCACAAAUUUCUGAAAUAAUUUAAUCCAAUAUUAAUAGUUCUUUUUAUUCCACUUCAGUUGAAUUUCUUAUAAUGCACUAUAAUGUGAUUAAUCAUCAUAACUUGAUUAAUCAUCAUAAUCAAAUUGAAUUAAAAUUAAAUUUAAUUCAGUUUGAUCCAAUUUAGUAAUAAACUAUUCAAUUCAGUCCAGUUAAUAUUUGUAGUCCAAUUGAAUCCAAUUAAUUUUAGGCAACUUCGAUUCAAUUAUCCAACUAUGUAAUCAAACUCAAUUUAAAUCCAAUUCAAUUCAGUUUUGUAAUCCAAUUCAGUCCUAUUAAUUUCAGUCCUAUUUGAUCCAACUUUGUAAUAAAAUUCUAUUAAUUUCAGUACAAUUCAGAUUUGUAAUCCAAGUGAAUCCAGUUGAUUUCAGUCCAAUUUGAUCUAACUUUGUAAUUCAAUUCAGUCCAGUUUAUUUAUAACAAUUUGUUGUUUUUAAUGCAAAUCAAUUCAUUUCUUUCCAAUUAAUUUUAAUCUUAUUAGAUCCAGUUCAUCAUGAUGAAAUUCAGUCUGAUUCAUUUUGCCUUACCACACUUCAGUCCUUCUACAUCAGACUAUUGCCAACCAGCUGUUACCUUCAGCUGAUGUUCUUCUACUUAUGAUCUCCUUCAUUUAACAACCAAAGAAACAAGUUUGUGUGCUUGAGAUUUUUUAUUUCUAACCAAUUUAACAUUUAUGACUUCCUCUAAGUAAUAACACUUUAACCCAAGAAGCAUUUGAAAACCUCCUAAAAUCUAAAUGGUUUUAGAAAAACUUAAUGCUCAACCUCUAAGGCAGAAAGAAACAACAGUAAAAAAAAGACACAAUUGUGAAUUAUUGCCUUAUCUUUGGUAUUUAUUGUAUUUACCAAAAACAAACUAAACUAAUAGAAAA